Erinaceus europaeus (western European hedgehog) is the source of this 1974-nucleotide messenger RNA. RefSeq names its product prospero homeobox 2 (gene PROX2). The annotation marks the transcript as partial. The transcript is spliced from 4 exons. Gene Ontology annotation, cellular component: nucleus. Gene Ontology annotation, molecular function: RNA polymerase II cis-regulatory region sequence-specific DNA binding; DNA-binding transcription factor activity, RNA polymerase II-specific. The record is from RefSeq and is a predicted model, not a curated record. Gene Ontology annotation, biological process: regulation of transcription by RNA polymerase II. Lineage: Eukaryota; Metazoa; Chordata; Mammalia; Eulipotyphla; Erinaceidae.
CCCUGGAGCUGGGCCCCCUGCCCAAACUGGCCUAGGGAUGAGCAUGUCCAGGCCAAGCGGGCCAGGGUGGAGACCAUCGUGCGGGCCAUGUGCCUCCCUGCCAACCCGCUGGGACCGGCUAACUCCCGGGCAGGGGGAGGCCGAUCCCGCCUGCAGCAGGCCCAGGGGCGCAGGAGAAAGCAGCAGCUCCCUGUGCAGCAAGGCCUGCCGCUGACUGGGCCCAGAAGCACUAGGCAGAGGCGGCCCCGGGUUCGAGAGCAGCUGCACCUGCUGAGGCAGCAGCUGACACACCUUCAGGAGCAUGUGCUUCGGGCAGCCGGGUGUGGGGACUCGGCCCUGGGCUCUGGGGGCCCUCUGAGCAGGUCGCAGAUGGAUGUCCCUGAGUCCUGGGCAGGGGACAGUGAGCCCCACCAGAGCUGCAGCAGGGAUCUUCCUGGGGCGGAGAGACACGGGGGGCCCAGCCUGCUCCCCGGGGAGGCCUGGUCUCUGCUGCAGGUCCUGAGGGGGGAGCUGGCCAGGGCACUGGACUCGGCACUGCACAGGGUGCUCCUGGACCCCUCAGGGCCCUUGACCCAGCUGGACAGGACCCUCGGGGAGCUGCAGCCAGAAGGCAGGAGCAGGCCCCCUCCACCCGAGGGAGACACCUCCCAAGACCCCCUCCCUCUGGCCCUGCCUCAGGUGGGUGGCCCAAGGGGACACUCACUACUGGCCAGACCUCAAGAUGCCCCACAGUAUCCUGUCUCGCCCAUGGUGCUCCUCAAGCCCCUGGAGAGUCCCCCAGCCAGCUGCCCCACAGUGGCGCCUCCCCACACCCGGGGACAGCAGGAGGGCCUGAGUCCUGGCCACUUGAAGAAGGCCAAGCUGAUGUUCUUCUUCACGCGCUACCCCAGCUCCAGCCUCCUGAAGGCGUACUUCCCCGACGUUCAGUUCAACCGAUGCGUCACCUCCCAGAUGAUCAAGUGGUUCAGCAACUUCCGAGAGUUUUAUUACAUCCAAAUGGAAAGAUCAGCUCGACAAGCCGUUUCCGAUGGUGUCACGGAUCCCAAAGCACUGGUGGUUCUUCGUGACUCCGAACUGUUUCGAGCACUCAACACGCACUAUAACAAGGGAGAUGACUUGGAGGUCCCAGACUGCUUCCUGGAAAUCGCCAGCGUGACUCUCCAGGAGUUCUUCAGGGCUGUCUCCGCAGGGAAAGACUCAGAUCCUUCCUGGAAGAAACCCAUUUAUAAAAUUAUUUCGAAACUGGACCGUGACAUCCCAGAGAUAUUUAAAUCUUCCAGCUAUCCCCAGGAGCCGUUUCAGAAUUAAGCUCCCACAAAGUGAGGAGUAACUGGUCAGGGUUUCCAGUGCUCCUCUUAAGUGGCAGUCAGUGAAGUCUAGUCAUGGGAGAAGGGCAUAAGGAGAAAUUCCGGAACAGGCAUUGUUGCCGUUUGAUCAUUUGUUUUGCUUUGGUGGUGAUUUUUGUGGUAGAGCCUCUUGCUUUGCCUGUGUGAUGCUGAUUUUGAUCCCUGGCAUCACAUUCAAAAAUAUCUGGGACCAGAGAGAUAGCUCACUGUGUAGCUUGCCCGGUGUGCCAACCAAUCGCAAGCCCUGGCGCCCAUGGGAAGACCUCUGGCAACUGAAGAAGUUUGUUCUUACUCUGUCUCUACUGAAUGUAGAAGGGGAAAAAAAAAAAAAGACAGUGUGGCGUUCUGGUUUUUCCCUCUCAAUAAAAAAUAAGUUUCUUCCCCUUCAUCAUGCACCAGGCCCUCCCAUCCCCUUAGCUGGAGGUGAGAGUAUUCUGCAGACAUGUCAUGGCGAGAUGAAAAAUCAUACCAUGUGUUAGUGACUGUGCUAUAAAUCAAUAACCCCCAAUAAAAUGAAAAAAAAAAAAAGUAUCAACCAAGGGUGUUGGUAACCAACUGUACAAAGAAACAGAAGACUUGAGUUUCUACUGGCCUGAAGCUUGGGACCUCGAGGUGCCACUGUAUCUGU